GUCAGUCGACUGAAUAAGAAGAAAAAAUUCCAAGGCAAAAAGUUUCCCCACAACCCAUGAAAAAAGGGGCCUUUGACAACGCAAUUUUUUGCUUAGAUGAGCGUAAGAAGACGUGGCUCGGGAGUAUUUUGCCUACUGCCGAACCGCGUUUCUCGACUGAGACCCUGCAUUGUCCAAUUGAUGCUAACUCACACACCCCCUUUCAUCACUUAAACUUUCUUUUGUUCUCUACCUUACUUUGUCGCAUUGGCGCACUGAUAAGGCGGUUAUCGCAAUCUUUCAGACCAUUUGAAGCUGGGAUAGACUUUGGCAUCCUGCCCUGAGCCGCUAACGUAGGACGGAGUUGGGUUCGGACGAUUUGCUCAGUCGACAAUGGCUCCAACUUCGAAUGAGAGUCCAAGGGAGCUGGAGAAGGUCGCCAGCACACGCGAGGCCGCGAUAGAUACCUCCGUCAUUGCAACAGACAACACAAGCAGUAACGAUAGCCCUCCGACAUCAUCGUCUCAAGCAUCACCUACUGCAGAGAAGUCAACAACAACCCCUGCUGGACCUCCUGACGGUGGUCUACAAGCAUGGCUCCACAUCCUUGGGUCUUUCUUCAUCUACUUUAACACAUGGGGUCUCAUCUCGAGCUUCGGUGCCUUUCAGGCCUACUACCAGUCUGAUCUCCUGAAAAACAACACUGCAUUUGAGAUCUCGACAAUUGGUUCCCUGCAAAACUUUCUUAUGGUCUUCUUGGGUUUCAUCAUCGGCCCAAUCUACGACCUGGGCUACUCACGAUACCUGCUGGUGGUAGGAUCCAUCCUGGUGCUGAUCGGGCUUAUCCUCCAAGCCUUCUGCCAGAACCUGUGGCAGUUCCUGCUCUGCCAGGGUCUCAUCAUCGGCCUCGGAACAGGAUGUCUGUCUACGCUAGGCGUCGCACUCCCAUCGCAAUGGUUCUCUACUAGGCUUGCACUUGCCAAUGGCAUCGCGGCCAACGGUAGCGGUGUUGGCGGUCUCGUCCUACCAGCAAUGUUCCGAGCAAUCCAGCCUAAGAUCGGCUUCCGAUGGACAGUCCUCGUCUUCGCGCUCAUCGCGCUUGUGACGCUCGGCGUAGCCAACCUCGUCAUCAAGACAUCGAAACUCAAGAUCCCUCUCAAGCGGCGACCGCUCGUCGACAAGUCUGUCUUCCGCGAUCUCCCGUUCCUUCUCUUCCUCGGCGCCUGCUGUUUGCUCUUCUUGGGCAUGUACACGCCGUACGUCUACGUGCAGAGCUACGCCCUCGAGAACCACAUGGCCAGCGAGAAUGUUGCGCUCUACCUCCUCUCGAUGCUUAACGGCGCCUCUAUUGUUGGGCGCAUCAUCCCCAACUUCUUUGCACCCUACAUUGGCAUCAUGAACAUGAUUGCUAGCGCCGUCUUCGUCAUGUCGAUUGCCGCCUUCUGCUUUGCGGCGACGAACAGCCAGGCUUCACUCAUUGCCGUCACUGUGGUGUAUGGCUUCUUCAGCGGAACGUUCUUCGGCUUGCAGCCGACUACGUUCGUCAAGCUUACAGCUGACAAGAGUUACAUGGGCACCAGGUUUGGUAUGGCCUUUACUGUCAUGUCGGUGGCACUCCUGUUCGGAUCGCCCAUUGCUGGUGCGCUGUCCAGGUCGCACGGAUACUUGAGCGGUUGGAUCUGGUCGGGAUGUUGCCUUGCGGCUAGUGGUGUCACGAUUUGCAUUUCGCGCGGGUUUGCUGGUGGCUGGAAGCUGAAUAAGGCGGUUUGAGAUGCCUCCUUGGCUGUGUUAUACAUACUUUUAGUUACAUGCAAAAAGUUGUACAGAGAUAUCAUCACUCAUUCCCGAUAUCUGAUCUACGAGUAAUGUGAUUUGGUCUCUUAGGAUUUUGGACGACGAGAGUGCCACUUUUUAAUAAAGGUGGCUCAAGCCCAGUUGAGCCCU
This is a messenger RNA of Colletotrichum acutatum, 1923 nucleotides long. RefSeq names its product major facilitator superfamily transporter. The record is from RefSeq and is a predicted model, not a curated record. Bases 373 to 1749 code for a protein of 458 amino acids. Lineage: Eukaryota; Fungi; Ascomycota; Sordariomycetes; Glomerellales; Glomerellaceae. Gene Ontology annotation, molecular function: transmembrane transporter activity. The transcript is spliced from 3 exons. Gene Ontology annotation, cellular component: membrane. Gene Ontology annotation, biological process: transmembrane transport.